Acanthoscelides obtectus is the source of this 3076-nucleotide messenger RNA. The record is from the annotation of a GenBank genome assembly. NCBI's taxonomy places the organism in Eukaryota, Metazoa, Arthropoda, Insecta, Coleoptera, Chrysomelidae.
GUCAUCCGCCAUUUUGGGUUUUGAUUGUAGAAGUGGAUAGAACCGGCGUAGCGGUAUUACUGUUUUUCAAAAAAAUACAAAAAAAUAUUUGAAAAAACCAUUGGAAUAAAGUAAGUAGUAAAUUCAAUUAUUCAAAAAAGGGCUUCAUCGAAGCUCAUAGCCUGAAGUAAUCGCCUAAACUCUGUUACAGGCUAGAGGUAAUCAUGGACACGAAUUUGAGAUGUGGGACGCUCAGUGUCCCCCCAUUUCAAAUUGUGCAUAAAAAUUAGUGUAUAAGAUGCCUGUGAGUAGUAUUAGAUAAAAAAAAGAAAUUAUGAAAAAACUAGGUAAUGGCUGAUAACGAAGACUUGGGUUUAGGUGAGGAGGUUCACUUAGACUCUCUAGAAGACACGAACGGUAUGCACGACGAGGCGGUGCUGAACGAUACUGAUGGUGAUGGAAAUGCAGCUGAUGACCCAGAGCUGGAAGCUAUCAAAGCAAGGGUGCGAGAGAUGGAAGAGGAGGCUGAAAAGCUCAAACAGCUUCAAAGCGAGGUUGAUAAACAGAUGAACAUGGGCAGCCCUCCUGGAUUGACCAGUCCACUCAACAUGUCCUUAGAAGAAAAAAUGGAAGUAGACAAUCGCAGCAUAUAUGUGGGCAAUGUUGACUAUGGUGCCACUGCAGAAGAGCUGGAGCAACAUUUCCAUGGUUGUGGCUCCAUCCAUAGGGUCACUAUCUUGUGUAACAAAUAUGAUGGGCAUCCUAAAGGAUUUGCAUAUGUUGAGUUUGGGGAUCGAGAUUCUGUGCAGACUGCCAUGGCAAUGGAUGAAUCACUUUUCAGAGGAAGACAAAUCAAGGUGAUGCCAAAAAGAACAAACCGUCCGGGGAUAUCGUCAACCAAUCGACCUCCCAGAGGAAGAGGCGGAUUUCGGGGUAGUCGCGGAGCUGCAAGAGGAUUCUAUCCAGGAUACAGGCCGAUGCGCAGGCCCAGGUAUGCCCUUUCCAAUAAACAAAUUAGAAACAACACUUGGUUUGAUUUUGAUUGUUGUAGCCACGUUUUUUCAUUUUUUGCAAGUUUUUUUUAUUUUUUUUUUACUAUUCAUAGCUAUUUCGUUAUGCAGGGUUUGAGUUUAGCCAGGAUCUUGUUCAUGUUGGUAUUUGAAUAACAAAAAAAUAUAUCGUGCAUUUUAUGAUAAUAAAUAUAAAAAUGUGAAUGUCAUCCAGUCCAGUCUGUCAGCAUCGUGUCUCAACCACAAUAUAGAGAGACGUAAAUUAUACAUUUCCUAAUUGAAACUCAACAAUGAAUUCGAAUAAAUUAUAUAUGUUUACAUUGCAUUGAUUGACGCCAAAACUGCGUAGUUUUAGUGCACUUGACUACCAAAGUGACAACAUUGAAUCAACACCAUAAGCAUCAUCUACCUUCAUUAGGCUUGUUACACUCUUUGCAAAUGGUGUAAGAAGUACCAUACCUUGUAAUUGUCUAAUACGACAAUUAUCUGCAAACACUCGCACUUUCAAGCAAUAACACUAUAAAUAGGAGUUUAACGACAGAAUUUUCAAGUACACUUUGAUACUCGUACAUAGUAUUAGAAAUAGGAGACAAACAAAUCCUUGACUGAGUCCUUGUAUCUAGUCUGAAUUCGUUGAAACCCAAGGGAUGUUAUAGGCAUGGUUUUAUUCUAAAAAAUUUACAGAAUGUUAAAAAUGUGUCGAUAGAUCAAAAUGUCUCGAAAAAUACGUUUCAUGAAGAAAAUGUGCAAUAAAGUUGCGAAAAGAUGCACCUAAUGGUGACCUUAAACGUGACCUUGAGUAUGACCUUCAAGCUCAUUUGAAGGUCAGGAUAGUUUUCUUGAAUGGAAACCCCUAGUUUUGAUACUGGAAAUAAAAAGAGUAGGACACUUUAUGUAUGUCCAUGACCUUUACUUUGGCCAUCAAGGUCAUUUGAAGACGAAAUGAAUUUUUAACAGGAAACAUCUAUCUUUAAUUCCUGAAAUGCAAAUUGCGGACAAUUUUAAGUAUAUCCUUGCUAGUGAACCUGACAGUAACCUGCAAGGUCACUUUACAAUCAGAUAAAUUUUCAAGUAAACUCCUUUGUUGUUAAAAAGCGAAACAUUGAAAUUAAUUGAGUGUUGCAUUAAAAUAUUGAAUGAAAAAUGUUCGCUGCUGAAGUAACUAUUGCAUUGAUUUGAAUAUUGCAUUUUCUUCACACUAAUGCAAAACGAAUGAUCUACGGGGAGAACCAAAUUUGACUGAUGACUUGAGUUCAAUGUGUACGAGAGAGAAGCAAGAGAAGUGUAUAAAAACACAUGUUCGAAAGAGAUAGAAGCCGGCUGGUCAGCAAAGCUCAUGUCCACGUUGCCUAGCAACGCUGAUGCAGAAUGUCGUGACAAUCUGCCGCGUUGUUACAUCAGGUUCUUGAAUUAUGUUGAAAAUAUGCGUUAGUUUACUCUAGAGAGUAAAUAAUGGAUUUAUUUUAAAUUGGGUCGAAUCUGUUUAGAAUCGAUUCCGGAUCGGUCGUAACGGCAUUCCAUUUUUGGUCGAAAUGAAAGGUCGGGAUCGCCACAAAUUCCGCAAAAUUGCGGAGUCGCGUUUAUCAGUCUAGUUCACUAUAAGGAUUUGGAUAACGAAUACGAGGUGUGACAAUUAAGUAAUGAGACUGAUUCCAUAAAAACUGUAUAUUUAAAAAUUAUCCUACAACUCUACAUCAAUGGAAAAGGGAAUUUCAAGGUCGCAGGUUUACCACAAGCGCGGCAAUAAAAUCUUCGCAUUACCUAAUUGUCACACCUCGUAUAAUGACGCUGUGGCUCGGUACGAUAGCCGCCGCAUAAACUUCCUAUGCUCGACCACUUCAUCGUGCCAAAUUUGUAGAGAGCGCCUCACCGAAUACUUAAAAAAUAGAGCGCCUGAAAAAUGGUGUGAUGUGACGUUUAGCUGUUUUGAGCUAAAUCCAUCUUUCACUGAGACAUGAUUUGAAAAAUUCUGCGAGUAUGCUAUAGCCUACCGAUAUCUAUAGUGAUCAUAAUAUAAAUAGCUAUGAAUUGUAUUAUUUUACUUGAUCGAUUUUUUUUUAGUUUGUUGUUUCUAUUUUGUUUAUGGU